UAGGAGAGAGAAGGAUAUUUUGGCAGAGAGGAGGAGGUGCGUUUGGAGACGGGUGCGGGGCAGGAGAUAUUUUCAGCAAGAGAUUCUUUCUAGGAGAGGAAGUUUUGGUUGGAAAAAAAAAAAGCUAGAGGAGCUAAGGGAGUAUUUUGGUUGGAGGGAUUUUCUGAGAACGAGGGGGAUAUUUUGCUGAGGGAGAGGAGAGUAUAUUAAUUUUUUAAGAGAAAGGUGGUCUUGGAGGCUGGCUGGAGAUUUUUUUAAGGGGGGGAUCUUUUCUUAGAGAGGCAAGUCUGGACGAGAACAGAGGGAGGUGCGUUUGGAGAGGUGUUGUUCUGGAGAUUUUUUUUUCAGGUGUGAGUGUUCUUUAGCUGGGAGGAGGCAAGCAAGAAAAGAUGACUAAGGAUUUUUGGAGGGAGGUGAAGGAUAUUUUCGAGAGCAUUCCUUUGGCUUGGAGGUCAAGACAGAGGAGGGGAGAUGAUCAUAAUUUUCUAGGCUGCUGAUGAGAGACCAGAGGGGCAAGCUUGCCGGUUUAGUCGGCAUUGGAGGAGGACUUAAGGCAUUUACAGCUGAACAGAGCCUUACUAGAAAGGUUCUCUCAGGUAUGAAUGCAACUGACUUAUUGUUUGAUUUGGAUUCUUAUUACUCCAUUACAUUUCCUAUUGAUGUUUGAGUGGUUGUUGGUUUGCUUGGGGUGGAUAAUAAAGGCCACUUAUUAGUUGUUGAGAUAUCAUCCUGAAUUCAUGUCUGUCUUUGUUAAUCUUGGUGUGCCACGUCUCUGUUAUGAAAUACCCAAGAAUCCUUCCAAUAUUUGCAUUUGAUGCUAUUUUUCUCACCUAAGAAGAAGGUUCACUGAUGAUUCAUGAUGUGAAGCCUCCUUUGAGGACAUUUUUAUUUGUUUCUUCUAUGCUCUGUUUUCCAUGCAUUUUUCAUUGUCGAGGCCACUUCGAUUCCUGGAUCUUGUUCAUUAUAUGGACUGAGAGGGGGAGAAGAAGAAGAAGAAGAAGCAGAAAUGAUGAGUAGAAGCUUAGGAAUUCCAGUGAAGCUGCUUCAUGAAGCUGCAGGGCAUGUGGUUAUAGUGGAGCUCAAGAGUGGAGAAUUGUACAGAGGAAGCAUGAUCGAAUGCAAAGACAACUGGAAUUGCCAACUCGAGAACAUCACCUUCACUGUUAAGGAUGGAAAGGUUUCUCAACUUGAGCAUGUCUUUAUCCGUGGUAUCAAAGUCAGGUUCAUGGUCAUUCCAGAUAUGCGGAAGAAUGCUCCAAUGUUCAAGCGUCUUGAUGCUAGAGUUAAGGGCAAGGGCUCAGCUCUUGGAGUUGGCCGUGGUCGUGCUGUUGCGAUGCGAGCAAGAGCUCAGGCUGCUGGUCGUGGAGCACCACCUGGUAGGGGAGUUGCACCUCCUGGGCGGAGCUAGGAUCCUAAAUUGAAGUUCCAUGGGAUGUGUUCACAUUUGUACAUAUGUUGCAGAAGACAAUUUGCUUUUCUU
Molecule: messenger RNA, 1480 nt
Organism: Vitis vinifera (wine grape)
Lineage: Eukaryota; Viridiplantae; Streptophyta; Magnoliopsida; Vitales; Vitaceae
Product: small nuclear ribonucleoprotein SmD3b
Exons: 1
Coding region: 1007-1408 (133 amino acids)
Biological process (GO): spliceosomal snRNP assembly; RNA processing
Cellular component (GO): commitment complex; U2 snRNP; U12-type spliceosomal complex
Molecular function (GO): RNA binding
Source: RefSeq, a predicted model, not a curated record